Messenger RNA from Striga asiatica, 456 nucleotides. The record is from the annotation of a GenBank genome assembly. Lineage: Eukaryota; Viridiplantae; Streptophyta; Magnoliopsida; Lamiales; Orobanchaceae.
AUGAGGUGCAUGCGCUCGUUUUCGGCCUCCUCAAGUAGGGCUUUGAUCCAACCUCCGCUGUGCUCGAAUUUCCGGAGGGACCUCAGGUGGAGGAGCAUGCCGCCAACCAUCCCAGGCACGGCCGCAACUGUCUCUAGGAGCAUUGCGUGGCAAAUGUGGCGUCUCUAUAAAAUACAUAACAACAGAACAUACCCUGAAACAAUUCCACCGCCAUGGAGAGCCAUCUUCACCGGCUAUAUUGGGCGGUGCCACCCCCCAAUAGCUGCUCACGACGGCCCGAUUGCUGCCCUGACUAGCGGUGUUUUCUUCGUCGGAGUUCGGCUUUGGUUCUUGGGCUCGUUCUUCGUGGCUAGCUACCUUACGACUCGUCGAGCUCCAAUACCUAACUCCGAGAAACUCGUUGCUAGCGAACUUGGGAAUGGAGUUUCGAAAAGUGCCGUUUGUAGUAAUGUUUGA